UCAUUUGUCAAAACAAACAUGGAGUCCCGCUGAAGACGACGAUCUCUUUCCUUAUAAGUAGCUGUUUUCUCCAAAUCAAUCACAAUGCCAGGGACAACACCAAAGACAGUCCAAGAGGAUGAAAUGGCCAAAGCAAAGAUUCUCGUCAAUACACUAAAGGAGAAGGGUAUAACAUUACUUGCUAUAGAUUUUGACCGUACGAUAGUGUCGGUGCACACGGCGGGAGCAUGGCGGAGAGGAGCCGAGACUUUGGCCGAGUACGUGCGUCCCUGCUUCAAAGCAGCACUUAAAGCAGCCUUAGCUGAGACUUUAAUCCACGUCUGUGUGGUUACCUACUCCCAGCAGCCUGAAUUGAUCAGGGAAGUGCUCAAACAUGCCUUGCCACAUAGUGAUAUAAGUAAAGUGAUGAUUAGAGCCAGCACCAGGGACUGGGUGAAAGAGCUACCCCCCGUCGCAGGCUUGACUAAUCUAGGCAAGGAGCAGCAUAUAGCAUCAGUGGUGACUGAGCUCUAUAACAGAUACCACCUAAUGGUAAAACCAGGGGAAAUUCUGCUCUUUGACGAUGACUUAGAGAAUGUCAAGAUUGCUGUGGAGUUUGGACACAAAGGAUUUGAAAUUAAAGAAGAUGUUUCCCUAGAUAGUCUUCUACGUUACGCUAAAAACUGCUAACUGAAUAUAUUUACUGUUUAUAUUUUAUGGUUGAGCCACUUUUUUGGUAAAAUUUGAGAAGUUCAGGGUUGUCAACAUUGUAAGCGAGAAAUUUUAAAAUUUACCGAAAUAUUUCAAACACCGUCUUACCAUUUUUUCAAAAUUUUCUCAGUAUAGUCAGACACAAUAACAUAUGAUCCCAGACUUCUUUCUUGACACUUACAACUGAUAUUUUUGACAUUUUACUUCAAAACCAAGUCUGUCUUGAUUUAAAGAGUUGUAACCAUAUCUGGUUUAUAUGUCAUUGACUCGUGUCCUUGGUGAUGGAGUGAUGGCUUACACAACAAAAAUCAAUAGUUCAAAUGCGUGAUAUGCGUGGAAAUGUCUGGAGUUGACAACCUUGGACAAAAGAAUUGCCUUUGGUUAAAACAUGGAGAGAAAAGCAGUCACAAAAUGCUCAUGAUACAUUAUAUAUAAGACCUGCACUGUCUGACUCUGUCGGGGAAAGGGGGGGGGGGCGGCACAGACUAUAUGCCAGGUUAUUCUAACUCAACACAGAGAUCUGCAAAAUGUGAAUUUUAGGAUGCUAAUUAUUAAUUUUGUUGGGGUCCUCGUAUUUUUAAGACUCCCAGUGUAAAAAUAAGUGAAAAUAGAAAGAAAAAAGAAAUGGGUUUUAGGUAGAGCCCUCAGAAACCAGACAAAUUUCCUGUUGAGGACAAAAGUAGCUGUUUGGGGCUAAAUCAAUGAUAAAUUGUCUUGCAUGGAAUGUUGAUUUGCACCUCCAAGUUUGUUCAAAUACAGAGUGAACAUCAUGAGAAAGGCAGUGUGUUUUUGGAAUGAAUAAAAACAGGCCAAAAUCAAUAAGGUAAACUUGCUUUUAUUGUAAAGCCGUUCCCCGUAUAUUUGCACAGACGUUGACUUCAUCCAGAAGGGAUGAUAUCCACACCAACAAACCACCAAAUACCAGAGUUUAGAUGUAUGAUGCCUGGUGUGAGUUUACUCCAGACUGCUUUCUGUGCAGAACAAUAAUCCAUGUGAUGAGUUGGUAUUUGUCCAAUCACUUCACUGGGUACAGAACAUAAAUGUUAACCAUAUAUGAAUUGAAGAGUAUAUUGCAAGGUUGUCAUGGCAACUGUUGCGUCCAGAGCCACUGUCACAUGGGGCAGUAUAUUUUAGCAAUAGUCUGUACCAGCACACUUGGAAAGAUGGGCAAUUUAUUAGUAUGGAGAACCUGUGAAUGGGAGUAAACAUCCUUGUGGUGUGAUACCAUGUUAGAACUUAAUGUCAGAGUGUAUCGGUACAGUCUGUAUCACUAGAGUAUAUCUCUUGAUGUGAAGUUGGACGUGUAAAGAAUUAUUGUUGUCUGCAGUUUAUUGUAAAGAACAUUGCAUAGUUUACCCAAGUGGAUUGUUUAUGUUAUAAUUUCAGUUUACAGUGCACAAUUAUAUAGAACUACAAAGCAGUGAAUGUACUUGAAACUGGCCUGGUCCACUUUGAGAAAUUGACAACUCCAUAUCCUUGCUGAUAUAUAUAUAGGGGGCGCCCAAGGUUCAUUGGUUCGAAAAAUUGUUUGUACCUGCCUCUGAUGAACAUUACUUUAUUGCCAGUACACUAAAGUGCAUUCAGUGUAAUCAGCUUUAAUUGCCUGACACGUCUCCUUGAGUAGCUAGUUAAUAAGGUUAUUACCUCCUAGCAAAUUGAGGAGGCGUGUUAGACAUUUAAGCCAAUUACAGUGAUUGCACUAAGGGAAAAUCUCCUCUAGAGUUGGAUCGAUACAGCUAGUACAAUUGGUUUAUCUGAACACUAUCUUAGAGUCAUUGUUUUUUUUUUCUCCCCACAUGUAAAAAUGCAGUAUACAGUUUUUCACAUUCAAAGCAUAUUUAUCCUUUUGUAUAAAUGUUAUAUGUAUAUAUAUUUAUGUACAUUCUGUUUGUAUUACUUUCUUAAUUGUUGAAAUGGCACAGAGAUUUCAAGAGUGGAAAAUAUUUUUCCUUAAAAUGCUGCACAGAAAAAAAUGCUCCAAAACAUUUAGGAUGGUAGGUCCUCACUGUAAAAACCUGAUAUGUCAAGUUUUUAUGUAAGAUUGUAAACUGAUAUAUUCUAUUGAUGGAUGUGUGCCUUAUUUUAGGUUCAAACCUUAACCAUUUUGUCGGGAGUUCAAGCCAUUAUUGUGUAUAUUAUUAGUUUACCAUGACAUUUAUUUAAAACUUGGUGCUGUAGCUUUGUAGAUUCAUGACUAUAUGGUGUCAUUGUGGGAACUUACAAGCAAAUUCAAAGAUGUUGCUGAAAGACAUUGUAUAAAGUAUAAAUUGUGCAGGGGCCGUAGCG
This is a messenger RNA of Lingula anatina, 2976 nucleotides long. RefSeq lists its product as uncharacterized. Lineage: Eukaryota; Metazoa; Brachiopoda; Lingulata; Lingulida; Lingulidae. The record is from RefSeq and is a predicted model, not a curated record.